AUGUCAGACGCUUCCGACCACAAGAAGGGCGCCGAGGUCGGACACUCGAGCGAAGUCGCGAGCUAUGCCGGUCACGAUCACGUCUCCGAGCCGCUCAUUCGCCAGUUCGGCCUGAUGCCGCUUCUUGGCGUUGGCCUGCUCGGCGCGGGCUACUGGGCCGGCCAGAUCGUCACCAUGGUCACGGUCCUCAGCGUUGGCGGCCCGCCCGGUCUCUUUUGGGGUAUCUUCGUUUGCGCCUUCUGCAUCCUCUGCAUCGCCAUCUCACUGGCCGAGCUUGCCUCCGCCUACCCGACCGCAGGAGGUGUCCUCGACUGGGCCUACGAGGGAUCCUCCAAGUCGAGCCGUAAGUUUGUCGCGUGGACCACUGCCUGGCUCAACACGUUUGCGUGGAUCGUCACUGCGACCACCUGGGCCUCCCUUGUCGCGCAGCAGGUGCUUGCGCUCGCCGUGCUCUACCACCCGGACUAUGUCAUCAAGCAGUGGCACACGUGGCUCUUGCUCCAAGCCGUCCUCAUCGUCGGUCUGCUCGUCAAUCUCUUCGCGGUCAAGAUCAUGCCUGCGCUCGACAAGAUCGGACUGGUGACCUUCUUCACCGGCUGCAUUGUGCUUAGCAUCACCGUCGUCGCUACCGCCCCCUCGCAUCAGUCGGCGCGCUUCGUCUUCGUCGACAUCAUCAACUCCACCGGCUGGAGCUCCAACGGUCUCGUCUGGUGUCUCGGCCAGAUCGCCACCUCGGGCGCUUUUAUCCUCAUCGACUCGCCUAGCCAUCUGUCCGAAGAGACUAUCGAGCCGGAGAAGAACGUGCCCAAGGCGAUGGUCUAUUCGGUGCUCAUCGGCACUGUAACGGGGCUGUUCGUGACGCUGUGCUUCAUGUUCUCGAUCGUGGAUGUGGAUGGUGUGCUGACGAGCGCUACGGGCGUGCCGUACAUCCAGAUCAUCCGCAACGCGACGCAGAGCAACGGCGCGACGGUGGUGCUGUCGCUCUUCAUGAUCAUCCUCUCCAUGUACGGCGCCGUGACCUCGGUGACGGUCGCAAGCCGUGUCUCGUGGGCUUUCGCGCGCGAUGGCGGUCUCCUAUUCCCGAAAACCUUCAGCAAGAUGUCGACGAGCCUCCAUGUGCCCGUCCAAUCGCUGCUGCUGUGCGUCCUCAUCUCGAGCUGCGUCGGCGUCAUCUACCUCGGUAGCAUCACUGCGUUCAACUCGUUCCUCGCCGCGCUCACUAUCCUCUUCUUCGCAUGCUACGCCAUGGUCAUCGGCUCGUUCAUGCUGAAUGGACGGUACAUCGAGAAGCGCGGACCGUACAAGCUCAGCUCGACGGUCGGUUGGACCGUCAAUGUCAUCGCGAUGGUGUACAUGAUCUUCUUCGGGGUCAUCUUCUGCUUCCCCUUCGUCUACCCGCCGACGGCAAACACGAUGAACUGGUCGAGCGUCAUCUUGGUCGGUGUGGUGCUCCUGUCAAGCGUGGGUUACGUCACUUGGGGCAGAAACAGCUACGCCGGGCCCAGUGGAGCCGUCAUGGCCGAACGCAUCGGUCAGAGUGCUGCAGCCACUGCCUGA
Kalmanozyma brasiliensis GHG001 is the source of this 1557-nucleotide messenger RNA. Its product is annotated as Amino acid/polyamine transporter I. Gene Ontology annotation, molecular function: transmembrane transporter activity. Gene Ontology annotation, cellular component: membrane. NCBI's taxonomy places the organism in Eukaryota, Fungi, Basidiomycota, Ustilaginomycetes, Ustilaginales. The transcript has a single exon. The record is from RefSeq and is a predicted model, not a curated record. Bases 1 to 1557 code for a protein of 518 amino acids. Gene Ontology annotation, biological process: amino acid transport; transmembrane transport.